CCAUUCGCGCGCAUAAUUUCCUCGACUCGUGUAUACAUAGGCUCGCUCGCGCGUACCGACAGUCCUGCAGGGGGCCAGGCGCGCGCGUCUCCGUGUAAGCCGACGACGACUCGCCUUUCGUUUUUUCUCUCGCUCUUGUCGAGGAGCGAGCACAAGUAUAUAUACGAAGCAGUCGCUGCGCUGCAAUUGGUGUUUAUCAUGAGUCCUCUGGUCGCCGUGGCUGCUAUUGCUCUCUUAAUCACGACUGAUUACGCGCAGGCCACUCGUUUCACGAUAACCGAUCAGGUCUACUUCGACAUAAUGAUCGGCGACAAUCCGGCCGGCCGGAUGGUCAUCGGCUUGUUUGGCGAGGACACGCCGAAAACCGUGAAAAACUUCAUGACCCUGGCGAGCGAAGGGAUCGAGGGCAAAACUUACGCUGGCUCCAAGUUUCAUCGGGUUAUCAAAAAGUUCAUGGUUCAAGGCGGAGACAUAGAGAAAAACGACGGCAGCGGUUCCAUCAGUAUUUACGGCAAGUACUUCGACAACGAGAACUUCAAAUUCGAUCACGUGGGCCCCGGCAUGGUCAGCAUGGCAAACGCGGGCAAGGACACGAACGGAUGUCAAUUCUUCAUCACGACGAUCGCGACUCCUUGGCUGGACGGCCAGCACACCGUUUUCGGCAAGGUCGUAGACGGCAUGGACGUGGUCUUCAAGAUAGAGAACACGAGGACGGACGUGGACGAUCAUCCCAUUCUGCCGGUCGUCAUACAGGAAUGCGGAAUUCUUCCUACUUAUUCGCCAUACACUGUAUCCGAUAAUCCUUACGAUCUCUGGGCGUGGACGAAGGCCGCUUGCAUCCCGCUGAGCUUCAGCUUCGCAGUUCUCGGAUUUUUCCACUGGAUGAUGAAGCAGCUGGAUUGUUGAGUCGGUUCGAGGAAAAAGCGAUCGAUUUUACCGAUUAUUUGAUCGAAGAAAUUACGGUUGCGCACUGUAUCAUGUCCACUAUAUUAUU
Trichogramma pretiosum is the source of this 994-nucleotide messenger RNA. RefSeq names its product peptidyl-prolyl cis-trans isomerase 6-like. The transcript has 5 exons. NCBI's taxonomy places the organism in Eukaryota, Metazoa, Arthropoda, Insecta, Hymenoptera, Trichogrammatidae. Gene Ontology annotation, molecular function: peptidyl-prolyl cis-trans isomerase activity. Gene Ontology annotation, biological process: protein peptidyl-prolyl isomerization; protein folding. Bases 199 to 906 code for a protein of 235 amino acids. The record is from RefSeq and is a predicted model, not a curated record. Gene Ontology annotation, cellular component: intracellular membrane-bounded organelle.